UCAAGUUAUUGAAUUUUUGGCGGGUUUGUCGCUUAGAUACGAAAUUAUGUUUGGUUAAUUUUUAUAUUGUAUUUUUUACAUCUUUAAAUAUUAGCUUUUCUUGAUAUUACCUUAGAAUCUUAUCAAAUUAAAAUGGCAAGGAAAGAAGAACCCAAAAUCCAACCAAACAAUGAUCUUGAGAAGAAAAUUAUAGAAGCUUUCGAAGUGUUUGACCAUUCGGGAAAGCAGGUAGUUGAUGUUAGAGAAAUUGGUACCAUCCUGCGUUCCCUAGGUUGUUGUCCAACAGAAGCGGAGGUGCAAGAAGUGAUACUCGCCACAGAAAACAAGGAAGCAACCGGAAAUGUUCCACUCAUAACUUUCUUGCCAUUCAUGUGUAAAGUCAUGAUAGAACACAGAUUUUACCCCGCCAGUGCUGAGAUGCUGUUAGCAGCAUUCAAGUAUUUUGAUCACGAGGGCCGUGGAUUUCUCACUAAGGAACGAUUCACACAACUCAUGCUGGAAGAGGGAGAGCCGUUCACACAGGAGGAGUUCGACGAGAUGAUGCAAACCGCCUUGGAUCCGGUGACCGACACCAUCACGUAUGAAUACUACAUCAAUCAGCUAAUGGUAGCUCCUAAAGAAGUAUAUAACAUCGCUGACGAGAUGGAGGCCGAGCGAAAGAGAUUAGAGGCGGCCGCCCCAAAGAAACGUCGCGCUUCCGACCUUUUGAGGGCUGCGCACUGAUUUUCAUGUCGAGGAAGAGGUGAUGGAAACUACAGAGCCUCCUAAGUAGAAGAUGAAAUUAAUAGUUGCGAGAAGCUAUAAUACUCGAACGAAUACUCAAAUUUUAGUAAUCAAGGAAAAAACAAAUUAUUUGCAAUUAUUUAUUUUGGAUGACUAAAUAAAAAACAUUUUCCCUCUUAA
Plodia interpunctella (Indianmeal moth) is the source of this 903-nucleotide messenger RNA. RefSeq lists its product as uncharacterized. NCBI's taxonomy places the organism in Eukaryota, Metazoa, Arthropoda, Insecta, Lepidoptera, Pyralidae. Gene Ontology annotation, molecular function: calcium ion binding. The record is from RefSeq and is a predicted model, not a curated record. The transcript has 7 exons. The coding region runs from base 133 to 723 and encodes 196 amino acids.